AUGUUCCUGGCUAACAGAAAUCAGAGUUCAGUGACCAUGUUCAUCCUCUUGGGCUUCUCAGACUUCCCACACCUCCAGGCACCUCUCUUCUUGGUGUUUUUGGUCAUCUACACAAUUACUGUGGUGGGGAACCUCGGCAUUAUUAUGGUGGUGAGGAUCAAUCCCAAGCUGCAGACACCCAUGUACUUUUUCCUCAGUCAUCUCUCAUUUUUGGAUAUUUGCUACUCCAGUGUAUUUACCCCCAAACUGUUAGAAAUCUUGGUCGUAGAAGAUAGAAGCAUCUCCUUCAAAGGAUGCAUGAUUCAAUUUUACUUUAUUUGUGCCUUUGUGAUUACGGAAAUGUUCAUGCUAGCAGUGAUGGCCUAUGACCGUUUCGUGGCUGUAUGUAACCCUCUGCUCUACACUGUUGCUAUGUCUCGUAAGCUCUGUACACUCUUGGUAGCUGCAACCUACACGUGGGGUGGACUUUGCUCCUUAACAAUCACAUAUUCUCUUUUAGAGCAGACCUACUGUGGUCCUAACAUCAUAAAUCACUUUGGUUGUGAGUAUUCUGCUAUCCUCUCCUUGUCCUGCUCUGAUCCUUCCUUCAGUCAGUUGGUAUGUUUCAUCAUUUCCACAUUCAAUGAGACUACCAGCCUCUUCAUCAUCCUUGCUUCCUAUGUUUUCAUUGUUGUCACUAUCGUUAGAAUGCCUUCCACAGGUGGACUUCGCAAAGCCUUCUCCACCUGCGCCUCCCACCUGACGGCCAUCACCAUAUUUCAUGGGAUCAUCCUUGUUCUCUACUGCGUGCCCAACUCCAAAAGCUCAUGGCUCCUGAUCAAAGUGGCUACGGUUCUUUUUACAGUCAUGAUCCCUAUGCUGAACCCCCUUAUUUACAGCCUUAGGAAUAAAGAUGUGAAAGAAACAGUCAGAAAUGUCAUCAGCUCCAAACUUCUUUCUUAA
Messenger RNA from Sorex araneus (European shrew), 942 nucleotides. Its product is annotated as olfactory receptor 1165-like. Gene Ontology annotation, molecular function: odorant binding; olfactory receptor activity; G protein-coupled receptor activity. Bases 1 to 942 code for a protein of 313 amino acids. The record is from RefSeq and is a predicted model, not a curated record. Lineage: Eukaryota; Metazoa; Chordata; Mammalia; Eulipotyphla; Soricidae. Gene Ontology annotation, cellular component: membrane. The transcript has a single exon. Gene Ontology annotation, biological process: sensory perception of smell; G protein-coupled receptor signaling pathway.